Molecule: messenger RNA, 2832 nt
Organism: Coniophora puteana RWD-64-598 SS2
Lineage: Eukaryota; Fungi; Basidiomycota; Agaricomycetes; Boletales; Coniophoraceae
Exons: 10
Coding region: 21-2492 (823 amino acids)
Biological process (GO): DNA-templated transcription; regulation of DNA-templated transcription
Molecular function (GO): DNA-binding transcription factor activity, RNA polymerase II-specific; zinc ion binding; DNA binding
Source: RefSeq, a predicted model, not a curated record
CUCACUUCACCGCGCUACGCAUGGCAAAAGGUACUCCCCACCCGUCCUCCCCUGCGGACGAUACCGCUUCUCUCAAGAGAAGGAAGACAGAUGAUGAUGACAGUGACGGCAGACAUGGGAAGAAAGCUCGCACAAGAGUCAGUUUUUCGUGCGGAGAAUGCCAUCGCCGUAAACAAAAGUGUGACCGCCAGAUACCAUGCUCCCAUUGUAUCGCACGCAAAGUUCCAGAACUCUGCAAGGCCUAUACGCCGGGUAAAACCGAUCAGGAUCUCAGCGUUCGUCUGGCUCGCCUCGAGCACAUCAUCGAACUCGCUCUGCCUCAAUACUUUCACCAAGUGAACGGUGCUCAAAGCGUGUCCAGUCGCAACAGAGCCUCUUCAGAGGGUGACGAGGACAAUCGCUCUGUAGCAGAUGAACAGGACCCUAGUGGUGGUACCUUCCAAAGUGGAAAGUGGUACGGUAACAGCGCCUCCGGGAGCGUUGCACCGGCGUCCGUACUGGAGCAACUGGCAAAUGUUGUGGUUGCUAGUACAUCUCAUGAACAAAGAGAGUCAAAGAGUGGUGCCAGUCACCCCGCCGGCUCUUCUCAGCAGAACGGAACACUCAAUGUUGAUCCGAAGAACAGUAUUGCUCCGCCUUCGAUCAUUGAGAGCGUCCGACAGGAUUCCGAGCCAUCUGCUGCCGACAAUCUGAAGAGCCUUGUUCAAGAAUGCGGCCUUUCGCCCCAUAAAAUCUCUGAACUGUUGCAAGAACUGCCUCCUCAAAGAUUCUCCGACGCUCUCAUUGAUCAUUACUUCACGUCCAUAAACUGGACUCGGUAUCCAAUAUCAGAACAGGAUUUCCGAUCUGCAUACACUUCCUUGAUUGCCAACGGCGUUGGUGCGAACCCCAACGACGCGCGUUUCCUACCACUUUUGUUCGUUGUUUUAGCGAUAUCUGUGCGUCUUGCCCCAGAGCACUUGGCCGGGGAUGCUCGCACCCGACGGCUUACCUCUUUAAGAUAUUAUUGGUCUUCUCGGCGAUCGUUGCUCAUCGCGGCUGCUAUCCAACCCGACUCGCUGGAACUCGUAUUAACACGCUUAUUGAGCGCACGCUUCUUGACAUUUGAUAGAAGAAUAACCGAAUGCUGGAGUCAGUUAGGUGCGGCAGUGAGAACUGCACAGGCUCUUGGUUUGCACAGAGAUGCCUCCCCUUCGUCCAUGGAUCCCGCGCAGGUAGAGGAACGGCGUCGAAUAUGGUCAUAUCUUUAUCACGCGGACCGCUCAUACGCGCUCGUACUUGGUCGGCCUUUUGCCAUACAGGAUGACUAUACUUGCACGCUCCCUCCUCUGAACGUGGAAGAGGACUGCCCCUUGUCUCAAAUUCGCAACCCACCACCGCUUUCAACCCCAACGUUGAUGACGUAUGUCAUUUUACGGCACAAUCUAGCCAGCAUCAUUGGUCGUAUGGUCCACCACUUUCAGCAAGUGAGGAUGCCAAAUCAUUACUCAGACGUUCUCGCCUUGGACGAAGACCUACAAAAGUUUAUACACAAUCUCCCACCUCAUUACUCCCUCGAACCGAACACGGCCCUCGAUCAAAGCAUGAAGUUCCUACCUGUCCAUCGAUUCCUGCUCAUCACCGAGGUGUUGUUCGUCCGUAUCAGCUUACAUCGACCAUACCUGCUUCGUCGGCUGAGUUCAGACCGUUACUACCGAUCCCGAAAGGCGUGCUUCGAAUCUGCCAUGAAGGAUUACAACAUCAGGCGCAAGUUUCGAGAAACACAACCCAAGGAGACGCGAGAUUCUCUAAGUAACGCUUAUCGAGAGUUCCAGACUGCCAUGAUCAGCGGGAUCUACCUAGUCCUAGAUCCUCAUGGCAAAGACUCGGAAAUUAUGCAUAAUAUUCUGGACAGUUUCCUAGAGGAACACGAUGGCUUACGAGAAAUGGACGAGACAACUCGUAGAGAGCUACGAACCAUCGAAUUCCUCAAAAGCAAAGCAUCUGAGCUCGCGGAUAGCCAUCCUCCACCGGCGGAGGUGACUAGCCCCACCACAGAUAACUCGGCGGUAUCUGGCAACUUCAUGUCCAAGCCUCCUUUACCUCUCAUGCUCCCGGAAACCCCUGGUUCAAACAGUUCUCCCCAAAUGUCUCCAUCUACUUAUGGAAGUCAAGUUGCUCAUGUCCCAGUCAUUCAGCGACUGCAACAUUCCGCUGACGGAGGAUCCCUUGGGUCACCUGCUGGUACGAGCAGCCCGAGCGGUGAAGAGGAAUCAUCCGCGCAGUCGCUGCUGGACAACUGGUGCAAUACUUUUGCUGGAGGCCCCGUCGAAGGCCAGACAGGUAUCCCAGCCCUUUCUUGGGGCGGAGCAGACUUUUCUGGAUGGGUGGGCAGUACCGCUCCAUCUGUGGGCACAGAGACCAGCUUAUUCAACGCUGGGGAUGGUUCGGACUGGAAUUAUUGGGAGACGCUUGUCAACCAGAUCAAAGGUGCUCCGGGCACAAAUACUUAGGCGCAGCGCUAAGGUUGGCUUAGACAUGGUUAGAUGCAAAACUGAGUAGGGUAUAGACAUUCACUGAUCGAUUGGCUUAUGCCCUAGCACGUUAGCUUGGUUGUACAUACAUUUAUACUAUCGCAUGCAUAGAGUACAUGCACUCGACAUUGGUAUCGUGACGCUUUAUAGGCCUAUGUAUUAACAGUUUUCUUUUGGUUUCUUUCUGGUUUGUUAUGUUGUAUCGACUAUUGGCCAGGCUACAGCGCUAAUGGGGUGUGAUAUAACAAUGUGAUCCUGCAUCGCAGCAUCUGUAUCCGACGUUCAAACGUUCAACGUUCAAUUACUACCUACAUAUGCG